Messenger RNA from Acaulospora morrowiae, 267 nucleotides. The record is from the annotation of a GenBank genome assembly. NCBI's taxonomy places the organism in Eukaryota, Fungi, Glomeromycota, Glomeromycetes, Diversisporales, Acaulosporaceae.
AUGCGUGCGAAAAACACUUCCCUUAAAUGUGUGUCGCAUCUACUUUCCAAUUAUGCCUCGUUUCAAAUGGAAGAGGCUCUCCCCUUGUGGCAACUUUGGCUUACCGCACUGCACGGAACAAAAAUGCCAGUGCGUGAUACAGUUGCAUCACAUAAGGAAAAUUUUUACCUGGCUCUCUUAUCUACUUUUUAUAUACCGCAUAUUAUUUGUGGCCUCUUUGUAUGCUACUUUGGGCACUCUGCGGUAAAUGAUCCAUCUUAUUCUUAG